Peronospora matthiolae is the source of this 978-nucleotide messenger RNA. NCBI's taxonomy places the organism in Eukaryota, Oomycota, Peronosporomycetes, Peronosporales, Peronosporaceae. The record is from the annotation of a GenBank genome assembly.
AUGGCCUCCACAGACUCGUCGCCGCUACUGCAGCCGCUAAGCGCGGCUCAGAGUCCGUCACCGUUGGGUCUCACCACCUCGUCUGUGCCCAAGACCUUCCUCUCUCACGCAUCCAGCCAGACGGAAAAAGGUUCCGCCUUCUCGUCUUUCCUCGGUCUCGCCACGACCAUGACAGGAGCCUGUAUCCUGACUCUCCCAGGCAUCGUCCAAGCAGCAGGUCCCGUCCCGGCUCGGUUUCUGCUCGUCAUGAGUGCGUGGAUGGCGUUUCGUGCCUGUGAGAUGCUCACUGUGAGCUGUGCCGCGACGGGUGCGUACUCGUACGAGGCGCUGAGCUCUCGUCUCUUUGGAGCUGCAGGUGUGUGGGCUGUGCGGCUACUAACGCUCGCGCUAUUGUUCGGCGCUAUUGUGAGCUACAUGGUGAUUGCUAUGGACCUCUUUGAGCCUUUUCUAGUGGACGUUCUGACUCGUCAAACCAUUGGUCUGCUCUUCUUGCUCGUGGCUAUCCCCUUGUGUCUGCCGGACACCAUCUACGCGCUCCGGUUCGCCAACAUUGCAGUACUGCUGUGUCUACUCUACAUCCUUGUGGCGAUCGGUAUCCGGACGAUGUCUAGAGAUCCCGAGUUUGCUGCACACAUUCCGAGAAAUCCAGCAGACGAGUUUGAUUCCGAGUUUGCAGCGCUGGCGUAUGCGCUGCCCAUUGUCAUGCUGAGUUUCGUGUGCCAGCUGAACGUACCACGUGCGUACCAGGAGAUUCGUGACAAGACGCAGAUGACACUCGUCCACAAGGCACUGGUGGCAUGGGGACUCUGCAUCUAUCUCUUCUUUGCCUUUUUAGGCUAUGUGUGUUUCCGUGGGCAACCACCGAGCAAUAUCCUAACGGGGUUCGCAGCAGAUGACCAUCUCAUUAACGGUGCACGUCUUGCGCUUGGUAUCUGCAUGGUACUCAAGACGCCAAUGACAUUCCAGCCGCUGCGUUAA